AAUUCCAAAUCAGCAGUCACUGACCAACUAAAAAACAAACUAAAAUCUAUGCAGAGUCCACUCAUCACCAACAACUCAACUCUGCCCUUCUGUCAGCUUGUUUUACACAGUCCAUUACUUCACUCGCAGCGCAAACUCACCUUAACUCAGUCACUUGCGAUCAUCACUCUAAAAUUUUAAAAAUGUCAUCAGCAACCCUCUCAUUAAUUUUCAUACCCCCUUUUUUCUUCUUCCUUUGUCUUUUUCUAAGUUUGUAUGAAAUUGAUUCUGCUGAUGGAGGAUUCUGUUCAGCUCCUUCAACACUUGAUCAGGAAAUGGAUUCCAAAUCUCCCUAUUGGAAAGUAACUAAUCCAACACUUUCUCCUUCUCAUCUUCAAGACUUACCAGGCUUCACACGCAGUGUUUACAAAAGAGAGCAUGCUUUGAUAACACCUGAAAGUCAUGUUUUCGGUUCUUUACCUGACUGGACAAAUACGUCGGGAGCUUAUCUAAUCACUCCCGAUAUAGGCGCGCACUUUGUAAUGUACCUAGCAAAGAUGCAAGAAAAAUCAAGAUCAGGACUCCCUCCUCGCAAUAUAGAGAGGUUCAUAUUCGUGGUUCAGGGUUCGGCAAAUCUUACUGAUGCAUCUGGAACAAGUCACAAACUGAUGGUGGAUUCAUAUGCUUAUCUACCUCCCAAUUCUGAACAUUCCGUGAAAUGUGAUGCAUUUGCUACUCUUGUCGUCUUUGAACGGAGGCAUGCUUUUCUGGAGAAUCUUAGUACUGAGCAGAUUGUGGGCUCAACAGACAAGCAACCACUUCUUGAGACUCCAGGAGAGGUGUUUGAACUUAGGAAGCUUCUUCCCCAGUCAUUGCAUUAUGACUUCAAUAUCCAUAUCAUGGAUUUUCAACCUGGUGAAUUUCUUAAUGUGAAGGAAGUCCAUUAUAAUCAGCAUGGCUUACUGCUAUUAGAGGGACAGGGUAUAUACCGUUUGGGCGAUAGCUGGUAUCCAGUCCAAGCUGGUGAUGUCAUUUGGAUGGCUCCAUUUGUGCCUCAAUGGUAUGCUGCGCUUGGUAAAACACGCUCACGGUAUCUACUCUACAAAGAUGUAAACAGGAAUCCACUACAAUAGCACGCCUCUGGAUUCUUCGAUAUGGCGAUACCUUGGUGAUCAAUCUAUGGAGCAAUAAAGGAUCUUAUGCAUGCCAACAAAUAGUAAAGUUUAGUUAACUGCUUUUAAGUUUGUGUUGCUCAUCAUUAAUUAAACUUACUGCUUGAAAGUUCUGGUUUGCAGCUGCAAAUUCACAAUCUUAUGUAGAGCAUGUUGAACUAGAGCACCCGUCUGUAAAUCCUCCUGCAAAAUUCUCUGGUUUUUGCAUGUAAUUCUAAAUGCUCUCAUAGUUUCUGAUACGUUUAUUUGCCAUAUAAUGAAUAAAUUUGGGAUUUCUUUGA
Messenger RNA from Mercurialis annua (annual mercury), 1432 nucleotides. Its product is annotated as (S)-ureidoglycine aminohydrolase. The record is from RefSeq and is a predicted model, not a curated record. The transcript is spliced from 13 exons. The coding region runs from base 183 to 1112 and encodes 309 amino acids. Lineage: Eukaryota; Viridiplantae; Streptophyta; Magnoliopsida; Malpighiales; Euphorbiaceae. Gene Ontology annotation, molecular function: ureidoglycine aminohydrolase activity.